AUGGGGCGGUUCCCCUUUUGUCUCCUUUUAAUUGUCUCCAUUAUGUUUAACCUGUUCCUUGCUCUAUCGGUCAUAGUACCAGCAACUGCUAACGUUGUUACCAUUCAAAUUGGUGUAGGAGAUGUAGACAGUACUGUCGCUGGACAGGUGAUUGGAUCUACGGGAUCCCUCACCUCAUAUGUGAUUGAUGAAAUCCCAGGUAUUAUCGUCAGUGGCGCAUCUACGUUCUACCAGACAUGGGUGUACCCUGGUGGAGACCCUUAUCCAUUAAGUUAUAUGUCACAAGGAUGCCAUGUUUUUGCACCUUCGUCCAUGGACUGCACAGUUUACAUGUCAGAAGCAGACUCAGGGUCGACUACGGUGUCACACAUACCCGAAAGCUCGUUAACCGAGAUUCGAGCUCUAGUCGUGAGUAUCACCGCCACAAACACUGGUGUGCGCCCGGAAACCGAGGUGAAAACGGUCACGGAUUCGGCGACCCCUGCGUCAACCACCGCUGAAGCAACCGAGGUUGGCAAAGCUGCAAAUACAACCUCGACUCCGAAUGGAGGCGUUGUGGCGACCACCUCGUCUGGUGCAGCUGCCCGUCUAGAUAGGUCGUGGAUUGGGAGCGCCUUCCAGGUUGUGUUGGCUGCUUUCUAA
Messenger RNA from Penicillium griseofulvum, 642 nucleotides. RefSeq lists its product as uncharacterized. The record is from RefSeq and is a predicted model, not a curated record. Lineage: Eukaryota; Fungi; Ascomycota; Eurotiomycetes; Eurotiales; Aspergillaceae. The transcript has 3 exons. The coding region runs from base 1 to 642 and encodes 213 amino acids.